AUGCCAUCCGAAGCACAACCGCAACUCAACAAAGAACGGCACAUCAAAUACUGGAAACGAUGCGCGCAGCUCCUCCCGGAGCCGUACACGACCGGGGAAUCCAGCCGGAUGAGUUUCGGAUUCUUCAUCGUCGCGGCGCUCGACCUGCUCGGCGCACUGGAGAGCGCCAUCACACCCGAAGAGAGACACAGCUGGGUUGAAUGGAUCUACGCGUGCCAGGUGCCGCACACGGGCGGCUUCAGAGGGUUUCCCGGCACGGGGCUGGGGCCGCUGCGAAGCCCUCAUAAUUGGCAUUGGGACCCGGCGAAUCUGCCGAAUACGUAUUUUGCGCUGGCGACGUUGUUGGUUCUGGGGGAUGAUUUGGCAAGGGUCAGAAGACGGGAGUGUCUUGCGUGGGUCAGAAGGUUGCAGCUUCCGGACGGGAGCUUUGGGGAGUUUCUGGGUGAGGAUCAGGUCGUGCAGGGUGGGAGAGAUCCCAGGCUUUGCCUGUGUGCGGCUGGGACGAUGAGGAUCUUGGUCGGGGAUGGAGAUGGAGAUGGGGAGCUGGGGAGGGUUGGAGGCAUCGAUCAGUUGCGACUGCAGCAGUAUCUUGCGAAUUGUCAGAGUCUGGAAGGCGGCAUCGCGCAAGCACCGCUUCUUGAAGCACAUUCCGGGUUGAAUUACUGUGCAAUAGCAACGCUGUCUUUUCUCAGCCAGAGCCAAAAUAGGCAGGCGUCAAUACAGGAACUUGCGGGUCAUGCGGGACUUGAUCUUGUUAGUUGUGCACGAUGGAUGUUGGAAAGACAGACAACUUGGAUCGAGGAUGAGGAUGAGGAUGAGGAUGAGGAUGGAGAUGAGGAUGGAGAUGAUGCCAAUAAGGAGGAAACACAGCCUGAUGAGGAAGUGAAGCAAGAAUCGAAAGAGUCGGGUAUGAUCGCUGGCUUCUGUGGCCGGAGUGGGAAAAUAGCAGACACUUGUUAUUGCUUCUGGAAUGUGGGAGCGUUGAAGGUAGACACAUCUGAAAGAACCUGCUUGAGUCGAUCAUGGAUUGAUAACUUGCAGAUUCUCAACAACGAGCACCUGGUCGAGGUCGAAGCAUUACGAAGAUAUCUGUUGCAAACAGUGACACACAUCAUCGGUGGUUUUGGAAAAGGUCCGGGCGAGCUUCCAGACUUGCUCCAUUCGUAUCUCGGACUGGCUGUGUUGGCAAUAUACAAAGAACCCGGCUUAAAGGAGUUUGAUGCAACAUUCUGCUUCAGCGUGGACGCGGUGCAGAAUCUGAAGCGAGUGGCGUGGACACGUUAA
Exophiala bonariae is the source of this 1284-nucleotide messenger RNA. RefSeq lists its product as uncharacterized. Gene Ontology annotation, biological process: protein geranylgeranylation. Gene Ontology annotation, cellular component: CAAX-protein geranylgeranyltransferase complex. The transcript is spliced from 4 exons. Lineage: Eukaryota; Fungi; Ascomycota; Eurotiomycetes; Chaetothyriales; Herpotrichiellaceae. Gene Ontology annotation, molecular function: CAAX-protein geranylgeranyltransferase activity. Bases 1 to 1284 code for a protein of 427 amino acids. The record is from RefSeq and is a predicted model, not a curated record.